AUGGGAUUAACCAUAUACAGUCAAUAUGAAUUUGACAUCAACAAUAACAUUAUAAGCCAGAAGCUUGAUAUUUGCAAAUACAACAGAGUAAAUAACACAGAUGAAGAUAAAAUAACAAAUAUCAUGAAGGAUAGGAAAAUUAAAAAAUGUGUAAAGGGGAACAGGAACGUCAAACUACACUUGAUUCUGAUCAAAAAAUAUAACUCAUACCUUAACAAUAAAUUGAAGACCUCUAGAGAUCUCGAUACCAAACAACCUUCCAAUACUGUUAUUCGUGGCAAAAAUAAUUCAGUUAGUGCCACUGAACUUGGUAACAAAGUAAUAAAUGGCGAUGUUAUUAAAGGGAAUGAUGCAAAUAAAUAUGCGGAUGAUAUAAUGAAAACCAUACAAACUAAAGGGGUGUGUAAAUUCGAUGAAUUAUUUCCAAAGAGUAGGGGCAAGUUAGUUACUUCCCAGUACUUCCUAAGUCUGUUAGUUUUGCUAAGUGACAAUAAACUACAAAUGACUGUAAUAAACAACGAAUUUAAACUCUCUAUUGCAUCCUAG
Messenger RNA from Theileria annulata, 546 nucleotides. RefSeq lists its product as uncharacterized. The record is from RefSeq and is a predicted model, not a curated record. Lineage: Eukaryota; Apicomplexa; Aconoidasida; Piroplasmida; Theileriidae. The coding region runs from base 1 to 546 and encodes 181 amino acids. The transcript is spliced from 2 exons.